AUGAGCCGCAUCGGCCACCUCAUCCUCUUCAGCUUCGUCUACGCCAUCUACAGGCUCAUCACGCACGAGUGGGUGCCCCAGGUGGACGUCGAGCUCACGAAGGAGGAGAAGGCGGGCUUGCCCGGCAAGCGCUGGAAGCCCGGCACGCCGUUUCCCAAGGAUUUCAUCCCGUGCUACGAUCCCGGCACGCUCGAGAUGCUCGGCCCCGACAUGCCCGCGGACACCGCCGAUCAGGUGCGGGUCAAGAUCGAGCGCGCGCGUAUCGCGCAGAAGAAGUGGGCCAAGUCCUCGUUCAAGCAGCGCCGCCUGCUCAUCAAGACCAUCCAGAGGUUCGUCCUCGAGAAUCAGGACACCAUCUGCAAGGUCUCCGCGAGGGACUCCGGCAAGCCCCUCGUCGACGCCGCGUUCGGCGAGGUCAUCGUGACGCUCGAGAAGUGCAAGUGGCUGAUCAAAGAGGGCGAGAAGUGGCUCAAGCCCGAGAAACGGUCCUCCGGUCUCAUGAUGUUCUACAAGAACGCCCGCGUCGAGUACCACCCAGUCGGCGUCAUGGGCGCGAUCGUCCCUUGGAACUAUCCCUUCCACAACGUGUUCAAUCCGCUGCUCGCCAACGUUUUCGCGGGUAACGCCCUGGUCGUGAAGGUCUCGGAGUACGCCUCGUGGUCCUCGCUCUACUACGGUCGCGCCAUCAAGGCGUGCCUCGCGGCCGUGGGCGCGCCGGAAGAUCUGGUGCAGAUCGUCCACGGCUACGGCGAGGCGGGCAACGCUCUCGUCACCGGCGGCACGGACAAGGUUGUCUUUGUCGGGUCCACGGGCGUCGGUCGCGCGGUGAUGAAGGCGGCGGCGGAUACCCUCACCCCCGUGGUCCUCGAGCUCGGCGGCAAGGACCCGUUCAUCGUCCUCGAGGACGCCAGCCUCUCGCAGUGCGUCCCGAUGGCGCUCAGAGGCGCGUUUCAAUCGUGCGGCCAGAACUGCGCUGGCGCCGAGCGGUUUUACGUUCACGAGAAGAUCCACGACGAGUUCGUGAAACGGGUGAUGAAGGCGGCGAAUCAGCUCAGGCAGGGUUGGGCCCUAUCUCCGGGCGUGGAUUGCGGCGCGAUGUGCAUGCCCAACCAGGCUGCGUACGUGCAGAGCCUCGUCGACGACGCCGUCGCCAAGGGCGCGGUGGUGGAGUGCGGCGGCGCCAUCGAUAAGGACGCCCCGGGUCAGUUCUACCCCCCCACCGUGCUCACGAACGUGACACACGCGAUGAAGAUCAUGAAGGAGGAGGUGUUCGGGCCCGUGCUCUCGAUCGUCAAGAUUCGUUCAGACGACGAGGCGGUGGCGCUCGCGAACGAGUGCGACUUUGGCCUCGGCUCCAACGUCUUCGGCAGCAGGCGCCGAGCGCUCAAGGUGGGCGCCCAGCUCAACGCGGGCAUGACCACCAUCAACGAUUUCUGCGCCACGUACAUGGCGCAGUCGCUCCCGUUCGGCGGCGUCAAGGAGAGCGGGUUCGAUCGCUUCGCGGGCAUCGAGGGCCUCCGCGGGUGCUGCAACGUCAAGUCCGUCGUGGUUGACGGCAUCCCCGGGAUUCGCACGGACAUUCCCCCGCCGCUGCAGUACCCCGUGCAGCACUGCGCGUUCCCGUUCUGCAAGGCGCUGUGCCACAUGUUCUUCGGGCUGAACAUUCUGGAGAACGCGCGGGGUCUGUUCAUGCUCGUGUCGGCGAUGAUGAUUCCCACGCCGAAGGUGCUCCUGAAGGGUGGAAAGACGGAUUGA
Micromonas commoda is the source of this 1755-nucleotide messenger RNA. RefSeq names its product aldehyde dehydrogenase. Gene Ontology annotation, molecular function: aldehyde dehydrogenase (NAD+) activity. The record is from RefSeq and is a predicted model, not a curated record. NCBI's taxonomy places the organism in Eukaryota, Viridiplantae, Chlorophyta, Mamiellophyceae, Mamiellales, Mamiellaceae. The coding region runs from base 1 to 1755 and encodes 584 amino acids. The transcript has 2 exons.